Molecule: messenger RNA, 2208 nt
Organism: Ectocarpus siliculosus
Lineage: Eukaryota; Phaeophyceae; Ectocarpales; Ectocarpaceae
Source: the annotation of a GenBank genome assembly
UCGUCGCGGGAAACAGAGAGUGAAGUGCAGUGGCAGAGCAGAGCAGUGGUGCUGCCAUCCCACCUCUCUUCGUGCUCCGACUCCGCUGGAAUCAUGAUGCGCUCAUGGUGUGAUGUCGUGGGGAUGCUCAUGCUCGUCAUGGGAGCGCAGGGCUUUGCCGGUCCAGGCUUCUUGCCAGGAGUGCGCCCGGGACAUGCAGAAUCAGCAGGAGCGGUAUCCACAUCAGCAGCAGCGUCGGUUGCUGGGCGAUGUCCCGCGCCGCAACGCGUGCUACCGUCCAUGUCACUAGCGGGAAGCUCGCGGGGGGAGUACGUCAAGACCGUGCUUGGAGGGGGGGCGCUGGGGCUGGCGACAGCAUUUUCUCCGGCGCUGUCCAAGCGGGCGGAGGCGGCAGCGCAGAGUCUCGAAGAGCUGGAGGCCGAUAUCAUGAUCUGCAAGGAAGUGUUCAAGCCCACCCUACAGUACCUCAAGGCGGAGCAGUUCGACGCCGCAAGAACCAACACGAACUACAUCACGCGCUUCUUCAACCUCAAGAAGAAGAUCGACUCGUUUAUCGUCCAAGCCAGCGACGUUGUGGAAGACCCGGAUACGAUGGAGAAGGCGUUCGACAUGGCCCAAGAAGUAGAGGCCCUCUUCACCAACUUCGACUCUUCUGUAUACACCAUCAUCUUCAUCCCUGCCGACGCCGACGGCGUGCUUCCCCCGGGGGCGGAAAAGUACCUCAAACAGGCGUAUGGUUUCUACGAUGACAUCAACAAGGUUCUGGACUUCUACAUCGACCUGGUGCCCCCCGAGACGAAGGCUGCAGCGGAGAAGUUGCUCCCGGCAAAGAGGGCUCCUCUGCCUAGCUUCCUGUUCAAGGAAAAGUCGACCCUCAUGAAGGAAAAGUGCGCCAGUCGGAAAGUGCAGGUGAACUUAAUCCUGGGUAUCGUCCUGCUCUACAUUUGGGUGUCGAUGUCGCUCACGCUACUCGACAAGUGGCUCAUGACAGGAAUGGGCUUCAACGCCCCGCUCACGCUGAUCUCCCUCACUUACCUGAUCAUGCACCUGGUCAGCCUGUCUAUUCGGACUUGGUUGAGACAUCGAGGCGUCGAGGAAGGGGAGGGGGGCGGGGACGCGAGUCACCUCGUGCAACGUCUUUCGUGGCACCAGUGGGCGUGGAAGGUUUUCCCGGUGGCGGCGGCGUCUGGGCUAGAGGUGGGCACGAGCGCGCUUGGCUUGAAAGUGAUGCACGUGGGGGUCCACACGAUGGUGAGAUCUACGGUGCCAAUCUUCGUCCUUCUCUUCUCCGUCGGGAUGGGGCUGCAGGAGUUCCGGUGUGGGCUGUUGGCGGUGGUGAUGCUGGUGAGCGGGGGGGUGACCCUGCUGUUCUCGGGGCAGCGGAACGACCAAGAGGAAGAUUUCCCCAUGGACGGCUUCCUGCUGACCCUGCUCAGCGGAAUGCUGGCGGGCCUAAAGUGGACGCUGUCGCAGGUACUGCUCCAGGGUAGAGGGCUCUACGGGAGGGGGGCAAUCACCGUAGGUGAACACAUCCACCCUUUCACCCUACUCCACUACAUGAGCCUGUCGAGCGCUGCUUCCUUGGUGCCCUUUGCCCUGGCCCUCGAACUGGGGGCGUUGCACGAAAUGGCCGUCACCUUCAGCGGUCAUCGGAUAGUCAAGACGGGCUUAAUGAUUGUGGCCGUUUCGCUCCUGGCCUUCAUGCUGGUCCUGGCGGAGUUUUCUUUCAUCAGGAGGGUAUCCUCGUUGAGCCUGUGCAUCAUCGCCGUAGUCAAGGAGCUGCUGCUGGUGAUGUUCUCGGUUUUGGUGCUGGGGGAGCACCUCAGCGGGCGAACGGGGCUCGGCUUUUUCGUCACCAUGAUUGGCGUUACGCUUUACAAGCUCGUACCUAAGGGCCCGCCACAACACUUAUCGCUGAAGAACGGAGGAGGAGGAAGACAAGACACCGCCUCCACGCCCCUCGGAGCUGUAAAAUACUCUGGCGUAGGUGUUGCUCCGGAUAGGAGCGAGGGGAACGGAGGCAGCGGGAGAAAUAGAGAUAAGGAAGAGUGGCAACGUAGCCAACCUCGGGGGGGACGGCUGGCGCCGAUAGCAGCAACGUCCGCAGCGCCACCCCAAGGUCUCGAAACGAUGUCCUCGGAAGGCCGUCUUGCAGGUGGUGCAGACGCUGCGGACGAUGCUGCUGACGCUGAUGCGUUACGCCCAUGA